Molecule: messenger RNA, 246 nt
Organism: Tetrahymena thermophila SB210
Lineage: Eukaryota; Ciliophora; Oligohymenophorea; Hymenostomatida; Tetrahymenidae
Product: transmembrane protein, putative
Exons: 1
Source: RefSeq, a predicted model, not a curated record
AUGACACUGAAUAUGAAGAAAUAGAAAACUUAGAAAUAAGAAGAAGUUUAAUUAGAGGAAGAUGAAGAAGAAAUGAUUUAAAAGAAACAAAUUAUAUAUAGUACACCAAAAAAAUAAUAAUAAAAGAAUAAGAAGAAUUAAAGAAAUAUUAAACUCAUAUUACUUUUAAUAUUAGAAUUUUAGAUAAUUAUUUUCUUCAAGAUAAUCCAUCCUAAUGGAGAUAAAUACACAAAAGAAAGAAAUUGA